Pipistrellus nathusii (Nathusius's pipistrelle) is the source of this 492-nucleotide messenger RNA. The record is from the annotation of a GenBank genome assembly. NCBI's taxonomy places the organism in Eukaryota, Metazoa, Chordata, Mammalia, Chiroptera, Vespertilionidae.
AUGGCGGACGAGGAGAAGCUGCCCCUCGGCUGGGAGAAGCGCAUGAGCCGCAGCUCAGGCCGGGUGUACUACUUCAAUCACAUCACCAACGCCAGCCAGUGGGAGCGGCCAAGUGGCAACAGCAGUGGCAGCGGCAAAAAUGGACAGGGGGAACCUACCAGGGUGCGCUGCUCACACCUGCUGGUCAAGCACAGCCAGUCACGGCGGCCUUCGUCUUGGAGGCAAGAGAAGAUAACCCGGACCAAGGAGGAGGCCCUGGAGCUGAUCAACAGCUACAUCCAGAAGAUCAAGUCCGGAGAGGAAGACUUUGAAUCUCUGGCUUCACAGUACAGUGACUGCAGCUCGGCCAAGGCCAGGGGAGACCUGGGUGCCUUCAGCAGAGGUCAGAUGCAGAAGCCAUUUGAAGACGCCUCCUUUGCGCUCCGGACAGGGGAGAUGAGCGGGCCCGUGUUCACGGAUUCCGGCAUCCACAUCAUCCUGCGCACGGAGUGA